Messenger RNA from Ilyonectria robusta, 1449 nucleotides. RefSeq names its product peptidase M24, structural domain-containing protein. The transcript is spliced from 2 exons. Lineage: Eukaryota; Fungi; Ascomycota; Sordariomycetes; Hypocreales; Nectriaceae. The record is from RefSeq and is a predicted model, not a curated record. Bases 1 to 1449 code for a protein of 482 amino acids.
AUGAACUCGACGACGUUGGACAGUGAGAAGGGCCAAUUGCUGCCGCAGCAGCCUCGCCCUAUUCCCAAGCGCAAGUCAUCAUCCCGAUUCGCUACAGUUGCCGCUGUAGUUGUGACAUCGCUCCUAUUUUUUGGUGGCAUCCGUCAUCACCGUUGUUCGCAUUCCAACGUGCUCGACGUGGCCAAAGUUCAACAGUGUUCAAUCGACAACCUCAAGGCCGACCUUUCGUUCCUGGAUGAUGCUCGGCCGAUUGAAGCAGAGGAGUUCAUUGGGCGACGUGAUCGGCUGGCAAAGGCCUUGGCUGUGAAUGGCAUUGACGCGUUCGUGCUAGAGCCGGGCUACACGUUCCAGUACUAUGGAAACACUUCGCAGGUGGACUGGGAGCCCUGGGAGCCAGAGGAGCGCCCGUUCUUGAUGCUCAUUCUCCCAGAGACUUCUGCCGAAGGCGAGGUCGUAGCAAAGACGGCAUACCUCUCGCCGCACUUCGAAGAAGGCCGCGUCCGCAUGCUGGGUAUCCCCUCUCGAGAGGAGACGCUGGACAUUGUCAUCUGGGAAGAGCACUGGAACCCUUACGACACACUGAUCAAGUCGAGGCUGUUUGAGGGCAAGGAGGCCCCAAUACUCAUGGCCGAUGAGGAGAUUCGGGACUACAUUGUACGCGGUCUCGACUCCGCGGGUUUCAAGACGGUGGGCCUUUCCCCAGAGGCCGAGCUCGUGAGGCAGCUGAAGAGUCCUGCCGAAGUCGAACUACUUCGCGCCGUGAACACCGGGACGGUGGUUGCUCUGAGGGCAAUGCGCCCAUGUCUCGUUCCUGGGUUGACCGAGGACGAAGUCACUACUAUCCUCGACAACUCAAUGCUCUCCAUUGGUUUCAGCCUGUUCUUCAACAUUGUUCUCUUUGAGGAGCACGGCGCCCUGCCCCACGGUGGAUUCGUCACCGGCGGUAAGAAGCUCACCUACAACAGCAUGAUUGUCAUCGACGUGGGCGCGCAUUACCUGGGAUACUCGUCAGACAUCUGCCGAAGUUUCCUCAUUGACCUGCCGGAGGGUCAGCACAGCGUUAUUCCAGACCCGUUGCGGGAAGAGAAGGAGAACGUCUGGCAGAUUGUGCUCGAGGCGCAGUCGGCUGCCGCGGAAGCUUUCAAGCACAACAACACGGCCGCUAGCGUGGACAUUGCGGCGCGGACUGUCAUCGAGAAUGCCGGCUAUGGAUACGGCUUCACCCAUCGAUUGGGGCAUGGCAUUGGCAUCAAGGCUCACGAGUCGCCCUACCUGAACAAAUGGAACAAGGACGUGCUUCUGAAGCCGGGAAUGACCUUCACUAACGAGCCGGGAAUUUACUUGGAGGGAAAAUUUGGCGUGAGGCACGAGGACAUUUACUUGGUCAAGGAAGAUGGCGCAGCUGAGUUGCUCACUGGCCAGAGGGCAAAGGGUCUUCGCGAGCCGUGA